Messenger RNA from Bursaphelenchus xylophilus (pine wood nematode), 2747 nucleotides. NCBI's taxonomy places the organism in Eukaryota, Metazoa, Nematoda, Chromadorea, Rhabditida, Aphelenchoididae. The record is from the annotation of a GenBank genome assembly.
AUGGGGAUCUUCUUGAAUGAAUCUGACAUACCGUCCGCUGAAUUGCUACACUUCUACGUGGUGUUUGAGAACACUGCUCUCGGGAUUACCGUAAUCAUGGUUCCCUUCACAAUUCUCGUCAUGGUUUUCAGUACGUCUUAAAUUACCAUUUAUAAAACUAUGGUUUUAGCUAGUAACAGUGUUAUCAACGCCUAUCGACUACUCUUGAUCAACGAAUUGUCGUGGUAAGGGAUUACAAUUCACAACCGCAGUUAUGAUAUUGUUCAAGGUCGUUGGUACUUGACAUUACAGCUGCGUUAAUCGGCGCUGUAUCUUUAUUCCCUCUGCCCUGUUACUACGGUGUGAGCGUCACCAGCGCCCUCUCCCACACGCAGCAACUAAUUAACUUCGUCGUCGGGAUCGGCGUUUUGAUAAUGAAAGACUUCUCCAUCUUCUACCAAUUGGAAUACAUUCUUGUGAAGUCGCUUGCGAUGGAUUCGAAGAUUAGAACGUUAUUUCAGAUAGUACCAAAGAGCGGCGUGGUGCUCAUACAUCUCGGGAUUAUUGUCAGUGUUCUCGGGGCAGUACUAGUAAGUCAGGCCGAUCAAUAAAUUCUCGAGGGCGACACAAUUGUAUGUACAUACGAAGCUGCCAAUGAUUUCCAACUUUCUCCCUAUCUUUAGGGUCCAAUAAUUUACUAUUUGCCCAAUCAAGGAGAACAGAAACGACUUUUCAUAUCCCUUGAUCCAUUCGUCGGCAAACUCUACGAGGACCAUCCCGAUAUCAUCUGCUUUAUAGAUGGAGAAAACACCGCAAAAGCACUUAUAGUCGGAUUUAUCGCUCUCUCCGCAACUCCGUUUAUUGGGCUCGUCUUUUUGAUCAUAAUGUACAAUUCCAUGCAUCAAAGCAAUGGGUCAACCCACACUUACCGUCUUCAAAAGAUGCUCUUCCGUUCGCUUGUCUUUCAGUUAAUCGCGUUCACCUUUCUCCUGUGUCUUCCAGUCAUGAUGCUGAUGAGUGCGCUCCUCUUUCAACUUCGGGACGGUCCAACUAUCACUGUGAUUUGCUUCUGUUUCGUCUUGAUGCACACUCCGAUCGAUUGUUUUAUGAUUCUGUAUUUCAUCAAGCCCUAUCGAAUCGUCGUUGCGCAUUUACUCAAAGUCCUGCAGACGUAUGGCGAUACGACAAUACAAUAUACAACUCAUCGGCUAUCCCCGUUGAGUCAGUACUUUUUUCAACGCAAGUCAAAUGUGGAUCUCUCCAGGGCAUCAACAACUCAAGUUCAGCAUUUCUAAAUAUCCUGUAUUUCUUGUAAAAAUUCUGUCAAAAACAUAAAAUGGAACGUUAGGUUGUAUUACUAGUCGCGCCAUAAAGUACUGACACAUUUUGUCGCGGGUGUCGCGCGGGAAAAUUGGAGUGGCUCGCGCGAAAGUGCAUGUCGCUAGUGCAAAAAAGGGGGAUUGCUGCGACGGGUCCGAAAGGAAAACAAAAAUACACUGUGCAAAUUUCUCAGGACUUUAUGUCGCGCCUAGUAUACUCCGCGCAUUUAAUUUGGACCAAUCUGGAUCUCAAAAACUAAGCAAGGGCCCAACUCGAUUCUUCUUGCAUAAUAACCUAUUGUCAUAAAGAACAACCUUGAACAAAAAACAAUCACAUUUCAGAUAAGUAUAAAUUCUUAAAUUGCAAUUUAAGGUUUCUGGUGCGCAGGAAAUUUUGAUCAACCUUGUAUCGGUCUGUCGGGAAAAAAACGGCGGAUCGUCGCGCCUCCGAAUCGCCCAUCAUCGCUUUGCGACUGCAAGCCGCGGCUUGGGAUUUGGUGCGCGACAGCGGCGAGGCGAGACAUUUUGAUGCGACAAUCCGCCGUUAUUUUUCCGACAGACUGAUAAAAACUUAUUUUGCUUGCUGAGUUGGUCGAUUUUAUUGUUGUAGAUAAUGAAUACGGAUCGGAAAAACAAUAUUCUGAGGAUAUGCAAACGAUAUCGGGUCGAAACCGUGUGUAUCGUAGGUUCUUAGGACUUCUUUGUGGGUUAAACACCAGGACUCUUAUCUCCUUCAGCGGCUAAUCCAAUUUAUUUGGUUCACCUAUUUUCUCGAUAAAAUUCAAUAUCCGAUAAUUUCAAUUAUGACUUUUUAUUGACAGUAGUUUCAAAUUAACACGCACAAGACCAAAUACAAUAAGACGGAAUAAAUAUGUUAUCGGAGACAAAGACUAAAUAAAGAGAGACAAAUUAGACUAACUAAAGGGACAAAGUAAACUAACUAAAAAGGACAAAAUGAACUAACUACGUUUAUAUAAACAAAAUAAUACUCUAAUUAUUAUCUAACCUAAACUACUAUUUACUAAAUAACUAAAGGGGUAAAUAAAAACAACAGUUUCUCACCAAUUCAAUCUCCACACUGAAGCCAAAAAUCCGUUGUGUUGUUGACGUGGCUUUUGGUCCCUCUUGUUUUCGUGUUGAGACCUCUUGACUUAGAUGGUGUAACCACCUACACACCCCCUCUCGGAUAAUGUCGUCCUCGCCCUCCGCGUCGUCCACGAUGGUAAGGUGAUUGGUUGUUGAUGGUGUUGGCGAGGAGAUUCGCGAGCAGAGCAGUCAAUUGAUUGUUGUCUUGUGGUGGUGUGCAGUGCUGCUGGUGAUGCGGUCUGGCUGAAGACGGGUGUUCAUGUGUUGAAGGGGCCGUUGGGUGAUGAGACGGAGAUGGAUAUAGGAUGGGUGGAGUGGGGGACGGUGGCAGAUGUUGCGGAUGACGGAAGAAGGUGCAUGUGA